CUAGGUCAGCUAAGGAUGUACGAAUUUACCCACGGUGUAUUUGCCAUAAGCGUCUGUUUUCUAGCAACUGAAUCAAUAAUUUCUUAUCCAGUCGUCGAUUCAUUGCGAGUGUAACAAAGAACAGGUUGGAACGUCCCACAGGACUUUCUUUUAUGACCAGUGUCGCGUUUCCAUGAUCAAUGAAAUCGUUUUCUACCUUCCUCUCAAUCGGCAGUACCAUAAUCCGAUCUACGAGCUGACCUCCGCAGAGUUGCCCUGAUACGGGCAUCAAGCUUGCAUCACGCGGCUAAUGUACGACAAAUUCUUCCACGAUCCGCACCAUCACGCUAAGGAGGUCCAUCACAGGACGUUAGGCAUCGCCGAUGAGUCGUUCGAAUUGGAGAUGCACGAGGAGCACAAAGUUAGCUUUGAACAGUGUAGCCACACGCACAGCAUCGAAAAUGCUGAUGCUCUUCUGGUUAUCUAUUCGAUCAUUAGUCGGCGAAGUUUUGAUCAAGCCGCCGAGCUGGUGACGUCCUUGGAGCAACGCUGUCCCGAAACGCCGCUCCUGCUUGUAGCUAACUGCUGCGAUCUCAACUACAAACGCGAAGUUGAGACCGAGGAAGGGCGUGAAGUGAGCUCAGACUUCGUCGAGGUGUCGGCCGCACAAGAAGGCUCCACUGAUCUUCAGUCAGCUCUUGAGAGCUUGUUGAGACGAGUGGCCGCUGUUCGAGAGUUAGGCCAGCACAAACGAAGACGCAGCAUUUCCAACGUGCUUGAAAGUAUUUUUGCAUGGAACAGCCGCGGUAGCUUUAGCAUAUCCGUCUAGCAGUUCGACAACUUCGUCUAGAGCCGAUCUGCUCAGUUCUAGCCGAAGCAUUGCCAUGGCAAGCCUAAUGCUAACUAAUUUCGGGCUACACACGUAGCGUAAACAAUCGAGAACCCUUAAUGUGUCUGUGAGUGAUAAUCAGAGCGUGCGCUUUCAUCCGCUAUAUUUGAAGGGGUUCACGCAUUCAAUCCAAGCAUGCUGCAUAUAUAUACCUAUAUAAGCGAUAAUUACACGGCGCCGCCACAGCGGCGCGUCACGGAUCUGACAAAUAGCCAGCCUACCGUACAGCAGGGCAUAGCUUCACGGUGUUAAACAUCAGAUAGGAAACGUGUCUGUAAUCGAAUCUGGGGGGUUUCCAAAGUACGCUGUCCGCUGUCCUAAAUCAGGGAAUAACCGUUGAGUUAGUGGAACCGUCUAUAUGAGCGCUUCUGUCAUAUGACCACACAUACUGCCGAAAAACAUCGUUCUAAUAAGUAGAAGCUUUCCUCGACGAUUGCGCAAAGCGUAUCGAGACGCGGCGCUGUUAACAGCGAUGCAUAAAAAACAAGUCUUGGCCCAUUCGUAAAUGUGAAAGCGAAUUUAGUACGUACGAUCACCAAGGGGGCAACGUGACAAUUUACAGCCAUGGAAAAAGAGGGACAUUAUUAUAAUAACUGAGUAGAAUCAAAGGUGACAGCAGCGUUCAUAUAACGUUGCGGUUAAAGAGUGUUACUACCAGCAGUGCUACAUGAGAAGGUAUAUGAAGAUGGAUGGUACCGAUGCUAGCAACAAUAAUUGCAAAAAUUAAAUAUUAUAAUAACAAGAAUAUAAGAAAGCAGAAAAUAAAAAUAAACAAUUAUUACA
This is a messenger RNA of Varroa destructor (honeybee mite), 1651 nucleotides long. Its product is annotated as ras-like protein family member 11B. Lineage: Eukaryota; Metazoa; Arthropoda; Arachnida; Mesostigmata; Varroidae. Gene Ontology annotation, molecular function: GTPase activity; GTP binding. The record is from RefSeq and is a predicted model, not a curated record.